CAGAUGGCGGUUUAGGAUUGCUGCUCUUCGGAGAGGUGCGGUUCCGGUCGAGGUCCAAUUUCUUUUAAAAAAUCUUUAUAGUUGCAAAAACAAAAUUUGCAGUUUUCUUUCGGAAAGUGGUAAACGGCACGCGAAUGGACGCCCAAGGUUAUGUGCUAUGACUUUAUGUAGGCAGUCUGAACGCACCGGAAGGCCAUCUGAACGCACUCGAAACCCGGCUCCCGCUCUCCAGAGACAGGCCGUCUGAACGCAACCCUCCGCAGGGCUCCGGGGCGCGGGAAAGAGGACGCACCGAACGAACACACCUGAGCCGACACGCCACCGACACGCUACGCUCUGAAACAUGAUUACCUCAGAGCUGCCGGUUCUGCAGGACUCCGCUAACGAGAUGGGCGGGGCCGAGACGGUCAGCCUGAGUGUCAGCGUCAGUGAGCUGGAGGACAGCGGGGAGGUCAAGGCCAAGAAGAAGAGGGGGAGACCAGGGAGGCCGCCGUCAGCCAAUAAGAAGCCUCGGAAGGCGCCGAUGGAGAAGAGCCAGCCGGGCCCCCCCCGCGGGAGGAAGCCGAACGGCGUGAGCCAGCAGAACGGGGAGGGCGACCCCAUCACCCUGUUCGAGGUGGUGAAGCUGGGGAAGAGCGCCAUGCAGUCCGUUGUGGAUGACUGGAUUGAGUCGUACAAGCAGGACAGAGACAUCGCCCUGCUGGACCUCAUCAACUUCUUCAUCCAGUGUUCCGGGUGUAAAGGCACAGUGAGAAUCGAGAUGUUCCGCAACAUGCAGAACGCGGAGAUUAUCAGGAAAAUGACAGAGGAGUUUGACGAGGACAGCGGAGAUUACCCCCUCACCAUGCCGGGCCCCCAGUGGAAGAAGUUCCGCUACAACUUCUGCGAGUUCAUUGGGGUUCUGAUCCGGCAGUGCCAGUACAGCAUCAUCUACGACGAGUACAUGAUGGACACGGUCAUCUCGCUGCUCACCGGCCUCUCCGACUCGCAGGUCCGGGCCUUCAGACACACCAGCACCCUGGCAGCUAUGAAGCUGAUGACGGCUCUGGUGAACGUGGCCUUGAACCUGAGCAUCCACCAGGACAACACGCAGAGGCAGUACGAGGCCGAGAGGAACAAGAUGGUGGGGAAGAGAGCCAAUGAGAAGCUGGAGCUGCUGCUGGAGAAGAGGAAGGAGCUUCAGGAGAACCAGGAUGAAAUCGAGAACAUGAUGAACUCCAUCUUCAAGGGCAUUUUCGUUCACCGCUACAGAGACGCCAUCGCGGAGAUCAGGGCCGUCUGCAUUGAGGAGAUCGGCGUGUGGAUGAAGAUGUACAGCGACGCCUUCCUGAACGACAGCUACCUGAAGUACGUGGGCUGGACACUGCACGACCGGCAAGGGGAGGUCCGUCUCAAGUGUCUGAAAGCGCUUCAGAACCUCUACACCAACCGGGAGCUCUUCCCCAAGCUGGAGCUCUUCACCAACCGCUUCAAGGACCGCAUCGUGUCCAUGACGCUGGACAAGGAGUACGACGUGGCGGUGGAAGCCAUUCGGCUGGUGACACUAAUCCUCCAGGGGAGUGAGGAUGCCCUCUCUAACGAGGACUGCGAGAACGUUUACCAUCUGGUGUACUCCGCCCACCGGCCUGUGGCGGUCGCCGCGGGAGAAUUCCUUCACCGCAAGUUGUUCAGCCGGCACGACCCACAGGCAGAGGAGGCCUUGGCCAGGAGGAGGGGGAGGAACAGCCCAAACGGGAACCUUAUCCGAAUGCUGGUGCUCUUCUUCCUAGAGAGCGAGCUGCACGAGCACGCAGCCUACCUGGUGGACAGCCUGUGGGAGAGCUCCCAGGAGCUGCUGAAGGACUGGGAGUGCAUGACAGAGCUGCUGCUGGAGGAACCCCUGCAGGGAGAGGAGGUGCUGGCGGACCGGCAGGAGAGCGCUCUCAUCGAGCUGAUGGUGUGCACCAUCCGGCAGGCGGCCGAGGCGCACCCCCCCAUCGGCAGGGGAACGGGGAAGAGGGUCCUAACGGCCAAAGAGAGGAAGACGCAGAUGGAUGACAGAAACAAGCUGACGGAGCACUUUAUCAUGGCCCUGCCGUUGCUGCUGUCCAAGUACCAGGCGGACUCGGAGAAAGUGGCCAACCUGCUGCAGAUCCCGCAGUACUUCGACCUGGAUGUGUACAGCGCCGCCCGCAUGGAGAAGCACCUGGACGCCCUGCUGAAGCAGAUAAAGUUUGUGGUGGAGAAGCACACGGACAUGGAGGUGCUGGAGGCGUGCAGCCGGGCCUACAGCAUCCUGAGCAGCGAGGAGUACCCCAUCAUGAACCGCGUGGACAUCGCCCGCAGCCAGCUGAUCGACGAGCUGGCCGACCGCUUCGGCAUGUCCGUGCAGGACCUGCUGCAGGAGGGGGAAGAGGCGGACGAUGACGAUAUCUACAACGUUCUCUCCACCCUCAAGAGGCUGACGGCCUUCCACAACACGCACGACCUGACGAGGUGGGACUUGUUUGGGAACUGCUACAGGCUGCUGAAGAUUGGAAUAGAGCAGGGAUCGAUGCCAGAGCAGAUUGCGGUCCAGGCUCUGCAGUGCUCACACUUCUCCAUCCUGUGGCAGCUGGUCAGGAUUACUGAAGGCUCCCCAUCGAAGGAUGACCUCAUCGCUCUGAGGAGGGUAGUCAAGUCCUUCCUGGCUGUAUGUCAGCAGUGCUUGUCGAACGUCAACACUCCGGUCAAAGAGCAGGCCUUCAUGCUGCUGUGUGACCUCCUCAUGAUCUUCAGCCACCAGCUGACCACAGGGGGCCGGGAGGGCCUGCAGCCGCUGGUCUUCAACCCCGACGCGGGGCUUCAGAACGAGCUGCUCAGCUUCGUCCUGGACCACGUCUUCAUCGACCAGGACGAGGAGAACCAGAGCAUGGUGGAGGGAGACGAGGAGGACGAGGCGAAUAAGAUCGAGGCCUUGCACAAGCGGAGGAACCUGCUGGCUGCCUUCAGCAAGCUCAUCAUCUACGACAUCGUGGACAUGCCCGCCGCCGCCGACAUCUUCAAACACUACAUGAAGUACUACAAUGACUAUGGUGACAUCAUCAAGGAGACGCUGAGUAAGACCCGACAGAUGGACAAGAUCCUGUGCGCCAAGACCCUGAUCCUCAGCUUACAGCAGCUCUUUAACGAGCUCAUGCAGGACCAGGGGCCCAACCUGGACCGCACCUCGUCCCACGUCAGCGGCAUCAAGGAGCUGGCCCGCCGCUUCGCCCUCACCUUCGGCCUGGACCAGAUCAAGACCCGGGAGGCGGUCGCCACGCUGCACAAGGACGGCAUCGAGUUCGCCUUCAAAUACCAAAACCCUAAAGGGCCGGACUUCCCCCCUCCAAACCUGGCCUUCCUGGAGGUGCUGUGCGAGUUCUCCUCCAAACUGCUGCGUCAGGAUAAGAAGACAGUCCACUCGUACCUGGAGAAGUUCAUGACGGAGCAGAUGGUGGAGCGGCGUGAGGAUGUGUGGCUGCCGCUCAUCUCCUACAGGAACUCCCUGCUGACGGGCGGCGACGAGGACCGGCUGUCCGUCACCAGCGGCAGCAGCAGCAGCAAGGCCGGCUCCGUGCGCAGCAAGAAGGGCCGGCCACCUCUGCACAAGAAGAGGAUAGAGGCCGAGGAGAGCAUGGAGGGCUCGUGGAUGAUGCGGAACGACACCCUGGCCACGCCAGGGGCGCUGCACGCCCCCCAGCUCACCUCCACCGUCCUGAGGGAGAACCCCCGCCAGGCCUCGCAGCAGCUGCCCGACCAGGACUCCGAGCCCAGCUCCGAGCCCGACUACAUGAACAACCCCCAGAUGCAGAUGUCCUGGCUCGGGCAGCAGAAGAUGGAGGAGGCCAGCAGGAAGGACAGAGCCGGCAUGAACUACAUAAAGGCCAGGAGCAGCGGAGUCAGACAGACUGUCCGGGGUCUGAUGGAGGAUGACGCGGAGCCCAUCUUCGAGGACGUGAUGAUGUCAUCCCGGGGCCAGCUGGAGGACAUGAACGAGGAGUUCGAGGACACCAUGGUCAUCGAUCUGCCACCUUCCAGAAACAGGCGAGAACGAGCAGAGCUGAGACCGGACUUCUUCGACUCGGCGGCCAUUAUCGAGGACGACUCGGGGUUCGGAAUGCAGAUGUUCUGAAGAAGCCAUGGAGAGUCCCAUCGGGAGACGAACACUUUUGUUAGCGGGGUGGUGUGCAUGUCGCAGCGGUGGCCACUGUGCUGCACACGCAGAAAAAAACAUUCUGUCUUUUUAAACAGAGGACAUUUUGCUUAAAUGAGGACAGCAGACAGUGAUGCAAUUACAAUGGAGGAGAAGGGAAGAAACCUCCUAGACCCCCCAAAAAAGAUAACUUGAGUUCCCUACUCUGAUCAUGAUAGGGCGCCCCCUCCUGGACAGCAGUCCUCAGGACCCCUUUUAUCAGAAUAAAUCUUUCUAAAAUAUAUAUAUAUUUAAAGUUGUACUUUUAAAAAAGUAAAAACAAAACUGUUGGUGGAAAUUUGUGCCUAUUGUUAGCUUAUCUCCCAGACUUAGGGUGUGAAACUGGGUUCGGUUUAUAAUGCGGUACACCUUGUUACACCAGAGAGAUCGAACUCCUGUUCGAACAGUGGGGUCUCUGACACUGUAUGGAUCAUCUGGUACAGCUGUAUGUCCCGAGUUAUUUUUUGUACACCAGAAACAGCAUAUUGAGAUUAAAAAAAAUAAAUGCUGUAUACAUAGGUAGCAUUAACUUUUAACCCUCUCUCUCCCUCCCCAGCAAAAUGUAGUAACACAGUGGUGUGAAGUCAUUAAUGCACAGAUUGUUGUGUGUUGUAGGAAAUUCUGAGCGUGUCUGACGCAUUGAUUGUGCGACUGGUCAAAAUGUCGUGGCCCUGUCGUCAUAGGCCGAGCGCGGGUUUUGUCUGUGACGUCGCAAAAACCGUUCCCGUGUUGCUGCUACGCUGUGAGAAUGUCCGGAGUAAAGGAAAUGAUGGUGUUUCCCAGACUGCAUCUGUAUGUCGCUCAGUGAGAGAAACCUUCGUGUCUGUGUUAAUGUGGAGAUGCCACCUGACACUGGACGCCACAGACAGUCAGACUCGACCGUUUCUCGGCAAAAGGAAAUUUAAUUUCUUUCGCAGGCAGUAAUAUUUUCGCCCAGUUCUCAAACAAGCGUUUUUAAUGUGUACAGCCCACAGAUGGGAGUUUUGAGUCUCUCUUCCAGGACAGUUUCACAAAUAAUACAGCCUGGAGGUUUUAAAACAAUUUUUUGAAUAUUAUAUAAAUAUAUUUUAAGGUUUAGUAGUUUUAGUAUGUUUUAAAUCAAGUGCGAUUUUCUUUCGUCAAAUGUUUGUACAGCGCUGUACAGCUAUGCCGCCAAAUUGUGAAAAACAGCAGUUCUCUACCAACAAACCGCGUUGCAGAGGACGGAGAGGCCUCCUCACCCACCGGGACAGCGGGGCAGUCAUAGGCGCUACAAGGGUCAACUGUAACGCGAAGAACUAGGUAUGUUUGAUCAGGAAAAAUAGUCACUAAGAAAUUAUUUUAUCUUUACCAGAAGUAGCCUCUCUGUCCUUGAGGAUUGCAGUGGGUCAGAUACUGCAUGAAGCACCGUUGUUCAUCGCAUUGAAGCUGUAAUUUGGAUGGGGAGCGUCGCUUAAAAGUAGCCGGCAUUCUGAGUGUGUCAGGAGCAGAAGUACGGUGAUACUCCGGCUCCGCUGUAGACUCCCCUACCCGCUUUGGACUGCGGACCGCACAGAAAGGUUUGAUAUCUUGGUACUUUCACGAUGGGUUUCCGAUUCAGUUCCCAACUCUAAAGUUUUUUGUUUGUUUGUUUAAUAU
Megalops cyprinoides (Indo-Pacific tarpon) is the source of this 5809-nucleotide messenger RNA. Its product is annotated as cohesin subunit SA-1-like. Gene Ontology annotation, molecular function: chromatin binding. The coding region runs from base 344 to 4132 and encodes 1262 amino acids. The transcript has 34 exons. The record is from RefSeq and is a predicted model, not a curated record. NCBI's taxonomy places the organism in Eukaryota, Metazoa, Chordata, Actinopteri, Elopiformes, Megalopidae. Gene Ontology annotation, biological process: sister chromatid cohesion. Gene Ontology annotation, cellular component: chromatin; cohesin complex; nucleus.